AUGGGAAUGGGUGACACUUGGAUAAAUUCGCAGACAGCUAUCUCCAAGCAUGCGUAUUUUGAUCUAACUGGUGUUUCCCCAUUGGUCUUCUUGUAUCUCCUCAAAGGAUGUUAUGCAUAUGGUACAUGUAAAGCAACAAUGAAGUUUCGUGCAUUACAACAACAACUGUAUCUUGUUUUUCUCAACAAUCCCCAAGUUGGGCCCUCAACUCUAAUUGCUAACUGCCUCCACGUGCUGCCCAUAUUUGAAACAUACUGUGAUGGUUUCAGUCAUUUGGUACUAUCUGCCCUUGCCCGUUACCUGAAAAUUAGGAAAAAUGACAAGGAUACAGUCAACGCGAAAAUUCGUGCAGCCAGAUUAUUUUUGGACAUCAUUGGUGGUACUCUAGCGCACGAAGAAGGGAUUCUAAUUAAAAUCGUUAAAGUUUUUGGCGUGAGUUUAACGGAUAUCGAUAAGCUGAAUUGUGAUGACGCAGCAAAAGACGUUGUUGAACAGUAUGCUUUAAAGCUGAUCGAAUCUGAGUCGUAUAUGACUGCUGUUGACCUUUUGAUACACUUCUCCAUCUUCCAGUUGGGUGAGUCGUUUUUGCUGAAACUGAUUGAGCUCCGUCAGUUGAAAGCAGCGGAGAAGUGGGCGGCAUUUUUGGGGAAGCCGAUGUUGUGUCUUCUCGUGCAGGAAUAUGUUGACCAGAAACAGUUGAAAUCUGCUUAUGAUGUUAUAAAGAAAAAUAAUUUGCGUCAGGAGUUUCCGGAGCUCUAUCAUCAGAGUAAAGAAAGCUCACUGAAGAAGCUUGCGGAAAAAGGGGUCUGGGAGAUAGCAGAAGCAAGGGCCAAUGGUGAUAGACAACUUCUUGAAUAUUUGGUAUAUUUGGCAAUGGAAGCUGGCUAUUUUGAAAAGGUUGAAGAGCUUUGUGAUCGCUAUUCUCUAAAAGGUUUUAUGAACUUCAGAGAGUCCGAACCAGACCUGCACCGUCGCUAUUUGAACCUUCAUGAAUUAAAUAUUGAGGAUGUUUGUUGGGUUGAUGAGGUCAAUAGUUUGCGUGAUGCAAUAAGCUACUUUGAGGAAUGUAAAGUUGUUGGUUUUGACUGUGAGUGGAAACCUAACUUUGUAAAGGGCAGCAAACCUAGUAAGGUUUCUAUAAUGCAAAUUGCCUCUGAGAAGAAGGUUUAUAUAUUAGACCUUAUCAAGCUCUCUAAAGAUGUUCCAAGUGUUCUUGACGAAUGCCUUUCCCGCCUGUUGCACUCUCCAAGUAUUCUAAAACUUGGCUACAAUUUUCAAUGCGACAUACACCAGCUUUCACAUUCUUAUGGAGAAUUGAAUUGUUUUAAGCACUUUGAGAUGCUGCUUGAUAUCCAGAAUGUGUUCAAGGAACCAAGUGGUGGUCUUUCUGGAUUAACAGAGACGAAACAGCAAUUGGGAGCAACGGCCUUUAACACAUUACCAGCUCGAAUAUGCUGCUCUCGAUGCUGCGGUUCUCCUUCACAUAUUUCGGCAUGUGGGAAAACAGUCCCAAUCCACGGCUGCUUCAGACGAACAUAA
Molecule: messenger RNA, 1539 nt
Organism: Striga hermonthica
Lineage: Eukaryota; Viridiplantae; Streptophyta; Magnoliopsida; Lamiales; Orobanchaceae
Source: the annotation of a GenBank genome assembly